Messenger RNA from Camarhynchus parvulus, 954 nucleotides. RefSeq names its product secreted phosphoprotein 1 (gene SPP1). The transcript is spliced from 6 exons. Bases 1 to 954 code for a protein of 317 amino acids. NCBI's taxonomy places the organism in Eukaryota, Metazoa, Chordata, Aves, Passeriformes, Thraupidae. Gene Ontology annotation, molecular function: extracellular matrix binding. Gene Ontology annotation, biological process: positive regulation of bone resorption; cell adhesion; osteoblast differentiation. The record is from RefSeq and is a predicted model, not a curated record.
AUGAAGGUGGUAGUUCUGUGUUUAUGUCUUAUCAGCAUCACAGCUGCAUGGCCAGUGAUUCAAUCCAAGAAGCAUGCCAUUUCUGCCAGCUCCAAAGAAAAAUAUGACUCCAGGGGCCACCACUUGCAUAAGUAUCACAAUGACUAUGUGAAUUCUCAGUCUCAGGAGAGUCAGCAGGACCCACAGAGUGACCUGGCAUCAUCUCAGCAGACCCUUUACUCCUCAGAAGAAAGUGUGGAUGUCCCAGAACAAUUGCACUUUCCUGAUGUGUCAAGCAAGAGCCAUGAAGACGUGGAUGAUGAUGAUGAUGAUGAUGAUGACAAUGAUUCCAAUGACACGGAUGAAUCUGAAGAGGUUGUCACGAUUUUUCCCACAGACAUUCCAAUAACCGAACCAUUCCCCACUUUCCCUUUCACCCGGGGAGACAAUGCUGGCAGAGGUGACAGUGUGGCCUACAGGAUGAGAGCAAAAGCUGCGCUGUUGAAGUCUAUCAAACUCCACAAAGCUGCCAAAAAGCUCAUCUAUGAUGCGACUGAGGAAGAUGAGAGCGACACGGAUGCAGACAGCCAGCGCUCUGUCUCCCGGGAGGAUUCUGCUUCCCGCAGGUCCCUGAGGAAGCACGCCAGCAGCGUGGUGUGGUCUGACCAGAGCCACGGGCGGGACAGCAGCGAGCGGGACAGCGACCCGCAUGACCGGAGCUUGGAAAACGACAGCAGGCCCAAAUCCGAUAGCCACGAGGCAGAAAGUGACAGUAGCAAGCCUGGUAUGAGAGGGGACAACCUCUCGAGUGUGGAAAGCAGGGAGAGAGGGGACAGCCACCCGAGUGUGGAAAGCAGGGAGAGCCGGGACCGCGUGUCAGCUGAGCUCUCUGACCAUAUCAGCAGCCAAACGCUGGAAAGUGCCGAGGAUUCUCAAGAUCGUCACAGCAUCGAAAGUAACGAAGUUACCCUUUAA